This is a messenger RNA of Thrips palmi, 5566 nucleotides long. It is a transcript of the gene drongo, whose product is annotated as arf-GAP domain and FG repeat-containing protein 1. Gene Ontology annotation, molecular function: GTPase activator activity. Lineage: Eukaryota; Metazoa; Arthropoda; Insecta; Thysanoptera; Thripidae. The transcript has 12 exons. Bases 164 to 1756 code for a protein of 530 amino acids. The record is from RefSeq and is a predicted model, not a curated record.
GCGCGCGCGAUGGGUACCACACUGCCGACGCCAAAUUUUUGACAGCAGGUUCAGCUAGGUUCAGAACAAGAACUACGUCUUUCUCUCCCGUAUUAGAAUCCGUUAGAGACAAGGCAUAAUUAAAAGAGAAAAACGAUAGAAAUCCUUGAAUGCGGUGAAGUUGAUGAGUUAUGAGGGAUGGGGAAUGGGCCCAUCUAUGGUGACCCCGAGAGACUCAAAUUCAAGUUUCAACAUGGCUUCCGCUAGGAAGAAACAGGACGAAAAACACCUCAAAAUUUUACGUGAUUUAGUGUCAAAUCCUCCAAAUCGACAAUGUUUCGACUGUCAUCAAAGAGGACCUACUUAUGUGAACAUGACAAUAGGGUCCUUUGUUUGCACUUCCUGCUCAGGGCUUCUGAGAGGGCUCACUCCACCUCAUCGAGUGAAGUCCAUAUCAAUGGCUACUUUUACUCCAGAUGAAAUUGAUAUUAUAUCAUCCAAAGGAAAUGAGUACUGCCGCAGAAUAUGGCUUGGAUUGUAUGAACCAGGACGUACAAAUGAUGCCAGAGAUGAGCAAGGAAUUAAGGAUUUCAUGAUUGCAAAAUAUGAAAAGAAAAGGUACUACAUAGACCCUUCCAUGGCUAAUUUGAAUGGUGCCUCAACAAUGUCCCAAGCAGGCAUAUCUAGUUCAUCUUCAACAUCAGCUUUAAACUCAUCUAAUACUGCAAGUGCCAUGUCACCCGUGAAACCACUCUCAAGUUUAGUGGGCAGUAUUACUCUGCCAUCACUUAGUACUGUUAGUCAUCCUAUACCACCAGCUCCAAGUACUUUUACUCCAGAUGAUACGUCAUCAGGAUUUCUUGUUGACUUUGGAAGUUUAGGUGCUUCCAAUACCAACAGUGCUUCUGGAAAUAAAAUUGAUCCAUUUGGCAUGCCAUCAGUAUCCCCUUCCAACAACACCAGUUCUAAUAUGAAUUUUGCUGAUUUUGAUAAUAAUCCCAUAUUUGGGGCUUCCAAUGAAACAGACUUCUUUGGAAGUUUUCCUCUGUCAAGCUUUGAAGCGGCAUCAGGUCAAACCUCUACUUUUCCCGCUCUGUCUUUGAAUGGGGAUGCUUUCAGUUUUUCAUCUAAAUUCAACCCCAAUCGCUGGAGUAUGCCCUCGGGAAAUUCGUUGUCAACAUCUCAAAGUUUUCCUGGCGUCAACGCAAGGAAAUCUUCAAGUGGUGGUGGCACCAUGUUCCAACAACCUCCUGCAGAGGACCGCUAUGCUGCCCUCAAGGACUUGGAUAGUCUAAUGAAAUCCCAACAGCCUGAUCAAAACCCUACUGUUAGCAGUGCUCAACCUGACUGGACACAAACACAACCUGCACCCUCACCCUCAUGGGCAGCUUUUGGAACCUCACCCCAGCCAGGAGGAUUUUCUUCAUCUGGUUUUCCACCAGACAGCAAUAGUGGAGGCAGUACUUCCAACCCCUUCACCAAUCCAGUCUCGAGUCCCUGGAACGUUUCUGAAGGUGCAGUAGCCAACCCUUUUUUGUCUGGUCAAACUAGGCAGUCAGACCAACCAAUGCCAUUUGCAUGGAAUGGGUCCAGUGCAGCUGUUGGAAUGAAUGGUGCAUCAUCAGUCAAUGGCUUCCACGUCAAUUCUUCAGCCUUUCCUACUAGUCAAUCGCUCACAUUCCCAACUAAAAGUUGGAAUACGGAGCAAACUGGAAAUCCAUUUGUAUUGGGACCCAAUUCCAAUUCUGGAAGCCAUUCAAAUAAUCCUUUCUUAUGAAAAUCACCAUUGAACUUAGACAAAUUUCACCUAAUGAACUGUGUUAUGUUGUCGGCUUGUCAUUUAUGAAUUGAUGUAAGUAAACCAAAACACCAAGAUGUACAGGGUCAGGCAAUCUUUUGCAAUUUGAUGUGUAUAAUUUUUGUUGUAACUAUUUUUUAUCAAACUUGAAAAAUGGGAAAAUCAACCUCUGUACCCAUUGAAGACUUUAAAAUAUUUUGUAGUUUCUUCUGAAAUUUUUGUCCUUUUUGUAUAGCUAUGAAAUCAAUGUGAUUGUGUAACUAUUUAAUGUUACUAUAUCUUGACUAAAUAGAAAAAUCCUCGCUUAUCAAUACCGUCAUUAGUGGGUAAUGUGGUGCACAAGUCAUCAUUUAGUUGUGUUACUUCUCUAAUUGAGAUAUUUUUCAGUAUUAGUACCUGUUGGGUGGUAGAUAGCGAGGAAAAACUUUGCCCAAUUAGGAAAGAGUAGAAGGAAGGUACUAAUUUGAUUUGUGAGUUACAUUUGAUGUUGCGUAUGUAGACAAUACAUGUUUUAUUGGUUUGCUUUUCUGAUUCUACCCAAUCAAUUAUUUGCCUCAUCAGAAAAAGUAUCAAACAAGCUGAAGAUGGUUUUUAGUUGAACAUACUUAAUAUUGCAAUAUUUUUAUCACUUGUGAUUUUUGUGUUUGUUGAAAAAUAUGAAAAGGAAAGUCUAAAAGCCAGCUGUUCUGAUACACGUGAGUACAGGUUGAUGAAAUUUAUUUAUUGUCUCACACAGAUUGGGGAAAGGGUUAUUAAUUUUCUCUGUGGCUAAAUUUAGCAUAAUUUAGAUGUCUGAAGAUGCCUUAAAAUAUAGGUCUUGUAUGUCUUGAAUCAGACUUUUGUCCAUUCAGCCAUUGAAGAAUUGUUUACAUGAAACUAUGGUACAUGAACUUAAUUUGUACCCUGGUUAUAUUUUAUUUGUUGAAUCUCUAUCAAUAUGUUGACUUCAACUGUUGUUGUUUAGAGCAGUUGCGUGAAUCAUAUCACACUAUACUUGGUAGUGAGAAUUAGCGAAAGAAGUAUUGUAGUUAAACUUGGAUGAUCAUUGCCUUUCUACUCGAAUUACUCUCUAUUUUUUCUAGAUAAACAAAACCCUUGGAGAUGAGCAAUUUUAAUUAAAUAUGUUAAAAGAUGACAAUAUCUAUUUUCACAGUCUAGACAAUCAAAAACCUCUGUUAUGUUAGGAAGCGUAAUGAAAUACUACAUGAUCUACAUUACUGGAAACUAUCAUCAUACAUCAUGUGGUGUUGAAAAUAGGUUGUUUAUUAGGAGCUUUAUUGACUUGACUUUUAUAUUGGGUGAGAGUAUUCUUUCUGGACUCAGUAAUCAUCAUCUAACUGUGGCUUUUGGAAUGGUCUGUCUUCAGUUAGGCUUCAUUCACGCUGGUUGAUGCCGAGGUGGCCCUGGAGCAAUAUUGGUAAGGUCCAGAUCCAGUCCUUAACUGUACACCACCGAGGCAUCACUGAGCGUGAAUACACCCUUGAAAUGACUCCAGGUCUAGGUUUUGGAAUUGUUUGGUAUCUCUUGUAAUGUGAUUGAUAAUCCCUGCUGCCAGGAGCUCUGUAAUCAAGUGCACCUUUUUGGCACUUUUAAAAUGUUAGAUAUCUAGGACCAUUUUUGAGAUUUUGUUGAAGGAGUGUUUUUACAUGACAACAAUUUCAUUUUAUUGGCUACAUUUAUGCAUCGCAUUAAUGAACUGUUUGUGUUAUAUCACAUCGCUUUUCAAUUUAAACUAUGGUUAGUGCUGCAUUAAGAACUAUUAAGUUUCCUCUAAAUUAUAUUCUAUGUUAUGUAUGCCUCCUUGCACUUGGAGCAUCUUUUUUUUGUCAUAUAUUUGUGAUAUUAAAGGAAAGGCUAAUACUGACUACUUUAGAAAGUUACUUGUACAGAAGUGAAUAUAUUAGAUUUAAGUCCAGAGAUUUAUUUAGAUGUAAUGCACUUUUUUUUUAAAUUCUUGUAUUCAUGCUGAUGUUUGCCUGUCCAUGAUUUUAGAUGCAGGUUCAGCCUACUGAGAACUUUCAUUUAACAGUCUAGUUUACUUACCAUCUGGUCAUGACAUUUUGUGAUUUUGGAAUAGGUAAUAUCCCACAGAUGAACUUGAACGGGGUACCUGUAUGUUGUAUCCUUAAGUUCUUAUGACCACUUAAGUGCUGCCUAAACUUGUAAUUCCAUCAAAGACAAGCUAUGUUAGAGCCGUUCUGAGAUGAAUUGAACAUUUGUACUGUUUGUUCUUUGAAUAGUAUUUGACCUAGUUUAUUUGCCCCCAUUUCCCCCCAGGAACUAACUUUGUAGCUCAAUGAAUUUAAAUCAGUUUUUCCAUGUGACUUUCUUUUAGCCAGGACUUUGUUUCAGUUGCCUUCUUGGAUAGCUACACAUAAUUUAUUCUAUCUAUGGUGUCUUUUCAUAAUUUAUUUUGCUAGCCAGUUUUCACUUUCUUUUCUUUUUUUAUUUGGUCUUAUGCAUCUUGUAACUGUGUGGGAUGCAGAGUUGUCUCAGUAGAUCUUUGUAAGUUUUUGUUUGGUCAAAUAUUGUAUGCAUGAGUGCUUACAACAGACUGAUAACAUCACAACUGGAAUGUAGGUUUUGUCUGUCAUACAGAACUGGCACAUUUCGGAAGGGGGCAGUUUUUAAAUUUUGAAAAAGGUUAUUUUUUUCUUCAUUGUGUUACUAUUUUAUUAUUUACUGUUAUGGUCUUGAUCUAAGCCUACUGUCCAUCUCUCAGCAAGGCCUAAUUAUCUCAAGUAAAGCGAUUUACCCUUGUCUUUAUUUGAUGUUGAAGCUCUCUGAGUAAUUGGAUCAUAGUUCAUGUUAUCCAUGUUUGGACCAAUUUGGUGAAUUCAAUUGAUGAUCACCACCUAAAUUUGCUGAGUUCCCCUGUGCCUGUUGCCUUGGAGCACCCUACCUUGACAUUCUGUAAAAUGUCUGUGGAGUUUUCCUUGGUAACGAACUGAGAGGCACAUCAGUCAUUGCUCUGCAUAAUCUUUGAUGAAGGAUCAUAAAUAGCAUUGUCUUGUGAACAGAUUUUGUUUGCUUCUGGUCCCUUUAUGAUUUGCAAUCCUCCCUUCUUGGAGAAAAUGUACAAGCUUGCAUUUAAGAAAAAGCUUGACCAAAGUCCUAGCGAUAAUGUUGUUGAUAGACUUACAUGCCUUGAGAUCUUCCUAAAAGUCUCUUCAUAGUGGGAAAAAACCCUCCCGAAAUCGAUUUUGUUCGACCCCAAAGAGAAACCUUGUUUUCCUCUCCUCCUUUUCAGUUUCCUUUUUCUUGUUUAUGACCUCCAUUGCUAGAUUUUUUUUUAACUAUUUGAUUUUCAGCUGAUUAAGCUACUUCUCAUUCUAUUUGCAUUCAAUUGCCAAUGGUUUCUUUUUAAGCAUGAUACUACUUUUGAGUGAUAUUAAUGUUACUUUAGGUUUUCCUGCAAUUUUAAUACGCUGUUGCAAUGUUUGCUUCGUUAAUUUUUGUAUUUUUAAUUUUCUUUGAGAGGGACCAGGGUAAGUUGUUAUCUCCUUCAGCCAAUUAUCGAAUCUUACUGCGUUUCCAUCAACGGAAUGGAGUUAAAGUUUUCUUGCCCAGUUUCCAUUGAAGGGACUAUUUUCUGCUGACUUUGUCACAUCCUCCCGAUCCAUGUAUUGUCCUUGGCCCUCUACACUUUAAGGUGUUCAUAUGAACAUUUUAAGUUAUUUGCUAUGAAUUCAUACUAAUUAUUGUUUCAGAAUUAUGCUUUGUAUAAGUUGUAUUGUCAAAUCUGAUAUUUUUGUAAACCUAGGCAUUAAAUAUGUAAAAUUUAUUCCA